AUGGUGCCAGGGCCCCCACAGCAGCCCACCGAUCCCCCUGGGACCCUGAACCAUCGUGGGGGCCCCGGGUCCCCCCCAGCUGCCGGGGACACAGACCUGGUCCAGCCGUUGAGCAGCUCCAGAGGGUGGCCAGAUGCUGACACCCCCCGAGCGACUCUGGCCCCAGCCACGGCAGGCAGGGCCCCCCGGGUGUUCAUCGUGGAGGAUCAGCCACCCCUCCUGAGAGCAUCCCUCCUCCGCAUCCCCUGUGAGCUGGUGCUGGACAUGGGGUUCGUUCCCGCCCUGCAGGACCCCGGGUCCCGCGAGCGCCAGGGCCUGCUGCACAGCUUCAACCGGACGGUCGCGCCCCUCUUCAUGUCGGUGCCCGGGUUCCUGCGGCUGGAGGUGACGGGGAUCAGGGAGGGCAGCGUGGUGCUGGAGUACGACGCGCUGUUCGCGGCAGAGCGGGUGCAGGCGCCAGGGCUGGGCGAGCUCCUCGACGGCGCCCUGGGCUCCGGCGGCAACCGGCCAGGGCUGGCGGUGGGCACCGCUCCCGUCCUGCGCAACAUGGCUCUGGAGCGGCCUCUGGACCCCUGCGCUGUGCUCUUCGCCUGCCGGGCCGGCUUCGCCUGUGUGGCCGGGGCGGACGGGAACGCCACCUGCACCUCCCUCUGCCACCGCGACUACUGCAAGAACCACGGCAUCUGCACCCACCCUCGGGACCGCGAGCCCCUCUGCCAGUGCCCCGUCGGCAGCGAUUUCUGGUUCAUGGGGCUGCGCUGCGACUACCGGGUGACGCAGCAGAGCCUGCUGGGGAUGGCCGCGGGGGUCCUGCUCAGCAUCGUCCUCCUGGGUGCCGUCGUCGCCGCCGUCGCCAUCCGCCGGUUCAAGGCGCUGCUGAUGGAGGCCAGGGCCGACCAGACCCGCAGCAGCUACCGGCGGUUCUGCCGGCUGGACGAUGUCUCGGCCCAGUACUGGUCCCGCUCCUGGCUGCCCUCGGCCAGCUCGCUGGACAACCCGGCCUUCAGCAACUCGGAGGAGCUGCUCCACUUGCAGAUCUUGGACAACGGCUGCUGCAGCUGCCGGGAGGACUCGGGCAUCACCGGCAGCGCCAAGCAGCGCCCGGUGCCGCCCGCCCGCCCGCCGUGCCGGCCCAGCUUCCAUUACGACUGGGACACAAGUUCUAGCAGCAUGAACGACCCCAUGGUGGACUCGGGAAAAGCCAGCGAUAUCUCGGUGUCGAGCUGGCCCAUGGAGCCCAUCCCAUGGACGCCCUUUCCCCUCCUCCAUCAGCUUUCCAGGCAGCAACCGCACAAAGCCCGACGGCCUCAUUCGUACUGCGAGGGGAUGGAGCUGGUCAACCUUGAGAGGAGCUGGACAGCCUGAAGACCACAGACCAAAAUACAGGCGACAAGGUUCAGCUUUUAAAAUCAACCACAUUUUAUUUCCACGUAACAAGCUCAGUGAAGGAAUUUCAAACACUUUGACAAUACAAUCAACGCAGGUGUGAUGUCAGUUCCACUCGAGGCAGAGUCCUGAAAGGUUAUCUGCCAACAUUUUCACCACUGUUUCGGACCAGACUUCAGAAGCCAGCUUUGGCUUGGGACAGCGUAUUUCAUAGUAAGUAGUUACAGAUAAGUGUCUAGAAACACACAAUGCUGGCAUCCAACAGAGUUAAUGACUUACAUCCGGCAAUUUGAAAAUAAAGUCUAACAGAUUUUUGAAGUCACAUCAUACUAUGUACAUAUAUGGUCUGCCCUAUAGCCAUUUCAGAACAAGCUAAGCCACUGUGAAAAGUGAAAUACAAAUUAAGCGCUGCUGCAUUGUUCAUCAUGAUUAAUGUAAAUGAGGUAUAAAUUUAAACACCAGUACGUUUUAAGCAUUAAAGUUUAUUUUCCAAAAUGCUCUCCUUAUUUGCAAGUGUCCUCUUGAGCAUCUAGCUGGGCACAAAUGGUGGGGUCAUUUGAAAAUGGGCAUUUGAAGUAUACCGAGAGGAUGAGGGUAACAGGAUCCCAAAGGUGCUCGAAUAGAAAAGGAAAAGCAAGCUGCAGUUCUCUACACUUAUAUUCUCAUCUCAUAGUGGGCAUGUUGAGGGAGAUUUUUGCUAGAAUAAAAUGCAGAUCUGUUCAUAAAAAAAUCAGUUUGCUAAAAGAAAAUCAAACUAUGGGAAUACAGAGCUAUCAUAUCGUUUGAUAUUUUCAUUGUAUAGAAAACAGCCUACAAAUAAAGUCACAAAAAAUAGACAGUUAUAUGCUGAGCAGCCAAAAACAUCAUGAUUUAUUAAUAUCUGGAGAAACUUCAUAAUUCAAACACAACCAAACUGUACAUUUUACAAUCACAUUCUAUUUGUAAACAGUUAAAAGCCACUGACUUCUUUUGCAUCUUCGGACACAAACAGUUAGAAUCAAGGCAAUGAAAUGAUGGCGAUUUCUGCACUGUUAAAAUUUUUACCCUUGCCUAGUCUUUAAUUCAUUGACUAAACAAGCAUUAUAUAAUACCUUUUGUGGCAAAAAGAUGUAACUCGUUACUUUUGCAAGAAAGUAUUUGCGAGAACUUUUUAAACAUUUAAAACUUUUAUACAACAAACAAUUCUGUAAGCCCAAUAACUUGGUUACAGUAUGCAUAGUUACUCAGUUCGGCUUUAAGGUACGACAGUUAAACGUUAACACAGUCACAAGAGCAGAAACAGAGCCACUCGAUGGGAUUACAAAAAAAUUGUAUAACUACAGAUUAUUAGCAAACCACCACCACUCACUAAUAAAAAGACAGCGUCAGAAAGCAGUAUGUCAAACUCCAGCUUGAAGCAUUUUUUUUUGGCAGAGAAAAGUCUUACAGAGCAAUAAGUAUUAUCAGUGCUAAAAGUUGAGUUUUUUUUCCUAUAAGAAACUACAAGGAGUUUUUACUGGGGAACUGGUUUUCCUGAGAGCCAUGCUCUUUGAUUUAGGAUACAGGAAUAGAAAACAAAAGGACAUGGCCAAACACUGUUCAUUAUUCCCAGAGAUAGAAAGCAUCUUUUUCAUUCUCAAUUUUUUUUGUCUUUUUAAAAAUUUUUAAAAUGAUGGAAGAGUAAACAUUUUUCUCAAAAAACAAAAAAAAUAUUCUGUAAACAAGAAGGUCCCAACAUGGGCACCCCCAAAACAAAAUUGAAAGCCUAUUGAAAGUGCAGGACCCCCCUGGCUUGCAGGCUGGGUUGCAAGUCACAGCUGUGGCCACAGUUUUUUAAACUGUAGAGCUAAAUUCUUUAGUUUUAUACAUGAAAAAACUGGUGCAAUACUUUCAUUCAUAAUCCUAAGUCAGUAUCAUAACUUGAUCUUUAAACGCCACAAUACCACAAUAAGGUAGGCAUACAUCAAGGCAUAGUAGAGAGCGCACACUGUUUGUUAAGAACAUCCUUGAGUAAACAUUUACACAUGAACUGCUGCCUCCCCGAUAUUGCCGAUUAGACAGAGAGAACAUCAUUCAGUGCAAAGUUAAAAAAGCUCAUACUCCAACAUUAUCAGCAAAAUGCAAAAAAAAAAAAAAAAAAA
This is a messenger RNA of Haliaeetus leucocephalus (bald eagle), 3506 nucleotides long. RefSeq names its product interphotoreceptor matrix proteoglycan 2-like. NCBI's taxonomy places the organism in Eukaryota, Metazoa, Chordata, Aves, Accipitriformes, Accipitridae. Gene Ontology annotation, biological process: nervous system development. The transcript is spliced from 9 exons. The record is from RefSeq and is a predicted model, not a curated record. The coding region runs from base 1 to 1365 and encodes 454 amino acids.